UCCGUCCUCCCGGGAGGGUCCGGAGGAGCGUCCGCGCGGGGCCGAGAGCGGGCGGCGCCAAGAUGGCGGACCUGGAGGCCGUGCUGGCCGACGUGAGCUACCUGAUGGCCAUGGAGAAGAGCAAGGCCACCCCCGCCGCCCGCGCCAGCAAGAAGAUCCUCCUGCCCGAGCCCAGCAUCCGCAGCGUCAUGCAGAGAUACCUGCAGGACCGGGGAGAGAUCACGUUCGAGAAGAUCUUCUCGCAGAAGCUAGGCUACCUGUUGUUCAAGGAUUUCUGCCUAGCCCUCGGGGAUGAGGCCAAGCCCCAGGUGGAGUUCUACGAGGAGAUCAAGAAGUACGAGAAACUGGACUCGGAGGAGGAGCGCGGCACCAAGAGCAAGGAGAUCUUCGAUCUCUACAUCAUGAAGGAGCUGCUGGCCUGCUCCCACACGUUCUCCAAGAGCGCCACGGAGCACGUGCAGAGCCACCUGAUGAAGCACCAAGUGCCGCCCGAUCUGUUCCAGCCCUACAUCGAGGAGAUCUGCCAGAGCCUGCGGGGGGCCGUCUUCCAGCGGUUCAUUGAGAGUGAGAGGUUCACCCGCUUCUGCCAGUGGAAGAACGUGGAGCUGAACAUCCACCUGACCAUGAACGACUUCAGCGUCCACCGCAUCAUCGGCCGCGGCGGCUUCGGCGAAGUGUACGGCUGCCGCAAGGCCGACACGGGCAAGAUGUACGCCAUGAAGUGUCUGGACAAGAAGCGCAUCAAGAUGAAGCAAGGGGAGACGCUGGCCUUGAACGAGCGCAUCAUGUUGUCGCUCGUCAGCACCGGGGAUUGCCCCUUCAUCGUCUGCAUGUCCUACGCCUUCCAGACGCCCGACAAGCUCAGCUUCAUCCUGGACCUCAUGAACGGGGGAGACCUCCACUAUCACCUGUCCCAGCACGGCGUCUUCUCCGAGUCCGACAUGCGCUUCUACGCCGCCGAGAUCAUCCUGGGCCUGGAGCACAUGCACAACCGCUUCGUCGUCUACCGCGACCUGAAGCCGGCCAACAUCCUGCUGGACGAGUUCGGCCACGUGCGCAUCUCGGACCUGGGCCUCGCCUGUGACUUCUCCAAGAAGAAGCCCCACGCCAGCGUGGGCACCCACGGGUACAUGGCCCCGGAGGUGCUGCAGAAGGGGGUGGCCUACGACAGCAGCGCGGACUGGUUCUCCCUGGGCUGCAUGCUCUUCAAGCUGCUGCGGGGGCACAGCCCCUUCCGGCAGCACAAGACCAAGGACAAACACGAGAUUGACCGCAUGACUCUGACCACGACCGUGGAGAUGCCGGACUCGUUCUCCCCGGAGCUGAGAUCUCUGCUGGAGGGUUUGCUGCAGAGGGACGUGAACCGCAGGCUGGGCUGUCUGGGCCGGGGGGCCCAGGAGGUGAAGGAGGACCCUUUCUUCAGCACCGUCGACUGGCAGAUGGUUUUUCUACAGAAGUGCCCGCCCCCGCUGAUUCCGCCCCGCGGGGAGGUCAACGCGGCCGACGCCUUCGACAUCGGCUCCUUCGACGAGGAGGACACCAAGGGGAUCAAGUUGCUGGACAGUGACCAGGAACUCUACCGCAACUUCCCCCUCACCAUCUCGGAGCGGUGGCAGCAGGAGGUGGCCGAGACGGUCUUCGACGCGGUCAACGCCGAGACGGACCGGCUGGAAGCCCGCCGGAGGGCCAAGAACAAGCAGCCGGGCCACGAGGAGGAGUACGCCUUGGGAAAGGACUGCAUCAUGCACGGCUACAUGUCCAAGAUGGGCAACCCCUUCCUCACCCCUUGGCAGCGCAGGUAUUUCUACCUGUUCCCCAACCGGCUGGAGUGGCGGGGCGAGGGCGAGUCUCCGCAGAGUCUUCUGACCCUGGAGGAGAUCCAGGCCGUGGAGGAGACGCUGGUCAAGGAGCGCAGGUGCCUUCUGCUCAGGAUCCGAGGAGGGAAGCAGUUCGUCCUGCAGUGCGAUAGCGACCCGGAGCUGGACCAGUGGAAGAAGGAGCUGCGGGAGGCCUACCGCCAGGCCCAGCAGCUGCUGCAGCGGGUGCCCAAGAUGAAGGACAAACCGCGCUCGCCCGUGGUGGAGCUCAGCAAGAUGCCCCUGGUCCAGCGGGGCAGCGCCAACGGCCUCUGACGCCCCGCCCAGCCCCGGCCCGCCCCAGCCUUUUUGUAAACCUCUAAUUUAUUCGGUUGGAUUUUUAUUAAGUUAGCCGCGAAGCGGAAAAUGUUUUAUUUUAUAAUUAUCGUGCUCCCGUGGGCCCGGCUCCUCCCUCCCGUUGCCCACGCGGGCGCAGGGGAAGGGGAGAAGCCCCCCCGAGCCAACCGGCCUCGGCCACUGCCGUGGGGGGGAUGCCCCCAGCCCCGUGUGCCAACGCGCCCGCCCCGUGCCAAGAAGCCACUCGUUCUUUCGGCCCCGUCGGGGCAGGGGGUCUGCCGGCCCACACGCAGAGAGAUGGUUGCCGGGCCUGGACCGUCCCCUGCCCCUCUUGCCCCCGUUGUGUCCCCCCGAUCCCUGGGCCCCGCGGAGCGGACCCAGGUGGUGAGUGCCAAUCCACCCCCCGGCCAGGCCGGGCUCUCCCGGCUUGCCAAACUCGGGCGCGGCCUAGCCAGCUGUCCGA
Tachyglossus aculeatus (Australian echidna) is the source of this 2616-nucleotide messenger RNA. RefSeq names its product G protein-coupled receptor kinase 2 (gene GRK2). The record is from RefSeq and is a predicted model, not a curated record. The coding region runs from base 63 to 2132 and encodes 689 amino acids. Gene Ontology annotation, biological process: G protein-coupled receptor signaling pathway; regulation of the force of heart contraction; regulation of signal transduction. Lineage: Eukaryota; Metazoa; Chordata; Mammalia; Monotremata; Tachyglossidae. The transcript is spliced from 21 exons. Gene Ontology annotation, molecular function: G protein-coupled receptor binding; G protein-coupled receptor kinase activity; ATP binding.